AUGGUUCAUGCCCUUUGCAGUAUCAGGAUCCUACUCAAGAAUGGUGUUCAGCAUAUGGAUGAGCUUGUUGGUGAGGACGGUCACACCCUAAGUGUAGAGGAACCUAGGGAACGUGCUGUGUUUGAAAGGUUGAUGCAGAUGGUACCAGGGUUGGACACUCGUCUCCAAGAGAGCUCUAGCAAGGAGAGAGGAAUGAUAGCUGACUUUAUUCAGCAAGGCUCGUCUGGGGCUCAAUCUGAUGAUACAAAAAGCCUCAAAGGGUUGAUCCUUAACUGGGUCACACCUCCAAAUUGGUUGUCCAAGGAGAUCAAUGGAUAUAGCUACAACUUGGAAAACCCUUGGAAUGGAGCCUUUUGCAGCUCACUUUUGGUUUCGGCAUACAAACAUAAUUUCACAUCUCCCAGUUCAGUCGACAAAGGGGAGUCAAAGGCGACUCGGUCGAGCAACGCGCAGAUCCAUGAGAUGGUUAUGGUGACUCCUGCCUCUAUAGCUUAUGUGGCUACCCAAGUUAAAUUUGCAUUAUGCUCAUCUCCAAUAUUUACAAAAAGCAGUAAAGUGACUGACUCUGAGAGUUUCUAUAACUCAGUUCUUGAUGUGUUCGAUGAUCCAGAUGAGGCUCAAGAGCUAAACGACCUCCUCACAUGGUGGAAUUUGUUUGAUCUAGAUAAGAUAUUGGGCUCAGAACUUGUAGAUGAGUCUGAGGAUAUAUUUAAGUAA
This is a messenger RNA of Serpula lacrymans var. lacrymans S7.9, 717 nucleotides long. RefSeq lists its product as uncharacterized. NCBI's taxonomy places the organism in Eukaryota, Fungi, Basidiomycota, Agaricomycetes, Boletales, Serpulaceae. The transcript is spliced from 7 exons. The record is from RefSeq and is a predicted model, not a curated record. The coding region runs from base 1 to 717 and encodes 238 amino acids.